UCGUUCAUUCACUCGUUCACUCACUCGCCUCGUCUCCCUCCUCAUUCGCUCACUCACUCGCCUCGUCACUCGCCUCCUCGUCACUCGCCCUCUGCACCUCGUCACCCUCUACACCUCGUCACUCGUCACCCUCUACACCUCGUCACUCGUCACCCUCUACACCUCGUCACUCCUCGUCACUCGCCCUCUGCUCCUCGUCACCCUCUACACCUCGUCACUCGUCACCCUCUACACCUCGUCACUCGUCACCCUCUACACCUCGUCACUCCUCGUCACUCGCCCUCUGCUCCUCGUCACCCUCUGGGCUGUGGCCGCGUCUCGUGACGCGGCUCCAGCCAUGGAGUCGUUCUUAGUCCCCAACCACGUGGGUGUGGACGACUACCACACACAGGAAAUGGGGCACUUCGAUCUGGAGGAGGAGAUGGAUCUCAACGAACUCAACGACAUUUUCCGCGCGCUCAAGAGGGACAUGGAGCGGGAGGAGGACGUGGAGCUGGACAUGGAGGCGCUGGCUGCUGCUGCUGCUGACGUAGCGGAACCGUGGAGCGACAUCUACAAGCAAAUCUUCACUGACGCGGAGGUGAAGGAGGUGAAGGAGGUGAAGGAGGUGAAGGAGGAGGAGAAGGAGGAUCCGGGGCCAUCCUCACCGGACUCGGGGUGCCUCGGCUCCCCGGCCUCCAUUGGCACUCUGGGGCCCGAGGACGUGAAGGGGGAGAGCUUCCCGCCCACCCCGCCCACCUUGCCGGGCGACGUGCCGUGUCCGUCACCGCUCCCCACCACCGUUGCCGCCAACUCAGCAAUCGCCGCACUCCGGACAGAGGAGCCGCGUGGUCCGGCCACGCGCACCGGUGGCCCCCUGCUUCUCCCACGGUGCCCGGCUGGACCGGCUGGCCCCGUGCCACCUCUGCCCGUGCUGCUGACGCCGGUUGCCCUCCUCGCUCCGGCCACAGCCGGCCCACGCCGCACCGCCACCCACGGCACCGGCACUACUGCGAUGGUGGGCCCAGCAGCCCGCACCGUGGUGUUGCGGUGCCCCAGCCAGCUGCUGCCUGCCGCCGGCUCCGGCGUGGGGUCCGUGCCGCUCCCAAUCACCGCCAGGAACGUCGUGGUGCCGGCAUCGGCAUCGGGAGCCAAGCCCAUAGUGCCGGCACCGGCGGCUCCUAUCCCCUCCGCCCCCGCUGGCGCUGACGAGCGAGUGUGGAGGCGGCAGCAGCGCAUGAUGAAGAACCGGGAGUCUGCGUGCCAGUCGCGAGCACGCAAGCGGCAGCAGCUGCAGCAGCUGCAGGGGCAGCUGCAGGCGGCGCUGGGGGAGAACGCGGCGCUGAGGCGCGAGAAUGCGGCGCUGCGCAGCCAGCUCGCUCAGCUGCUGGCGCUCGCGCAGGGUGGAGGGGGUGUUGCUCCACGGACCACGAAGGCUGUCUGUGCAAUGGUGCUGCUGGCGUUCUUCGUCCUGGGAUACGGCCCGCUCGGGCUGGGCCCGCUGGGUGAGGCCCCCCAUUCCCCCGCCCCCCACCCCCGCCUGCUGCCCCCCCUGGCUGGGCGGAGGCUGCUGGGGUACGAGGAGCAGGCACGGCCACCGGCCUCGACCCCCACGGAGACACAGCGCCCACACAGCCGUGCACGUUGGGCUGACUCUGAACUGGUCCUGAGGAGGGACGACCCAGUGGUGAUCCUACCCCAGUCCUGCAUCCAGCUCAACAGUAGUGAGAUCUUGCGGCUGUCUGGGGAGCUGCACGGAUGGAUUCUGCGGCAUGAGCAGCAGCGCAACCGCACUGUGCUCAGUCCAGCGGCACGCUCAACCCCCCCGAGGAAGUCUCAGCGCCGCUCCCCCCCUCUCAUCCCCCCCACGGCCCCCACCGACAACAGCGCAGAGAGGGCGCUGUCCAGCCAGCUGCAGGUGCCGGGCGAGUGGCGCUGGCGCCAAUCCUGGGACUUCCUGGAGCUGAUUGGACGACGGGACGACACCUUCUACGUGGUCUCCUUCCGACGGGACCACCUGCUGCUCCCGGCCCGCGCUCACAACCACACACGGAGGCCACGCAUGUCUCUCCUCAUGCCCGCCAUGGCCCAGCACAACGACUCGGUGGUCCAGGAGGAUGCGGGAGAGUCGAUGAUGCAGAUCGACUGCGAGGUGACCAACACGCGGCUGCUCCACGCGAAGACGUGGACUGCACCCUCCUCACCACCCUCCUCACCACCCUCGGCACCCUCCUCACCGUCACCCUCUUUACCGCCACGCUCGUCGUCACUGCACACGGCACGCGGACGAUGAUGAGCCAAUCGGAGAUGAGCGGGUCCGACGCAGCCAAUCAUAUUCGAGACAUGCAGCCAAUCGCAGACAAGACACGCAGCCAAUCGGUUACGAGACACGCAGUCAAUCAGAUACGAGACAUGCAGCCAAUCAUAUUCCAGACAUGCAGCCAAUCGGAGACAAUACAUGCAACCAAUCAGAUUUGAGACAUGCAGCCAAUCAGAGAUAGUGGUGCUCCGCGUGGCUACUGCAGGGGGUCUGUGGACCCCUGGUGCUCCGUGCAGCUACUGCAGGGGGAGUCCACGUUAAAGGAAAAUGAGGACAUCCUCACCAAGGAAACGUGCAAACAUUUCCUUGGAAAAUCAUGCGGCAAAUCACCCGACCAUGGAUCACACACAGCAGCCAUCGUUCCCCCCCCCCGCCUUCCCCCUCCCCCUCUCCCUCCUACCGGCCGUAGACUUGUGUCCCAGAUCACUCUUGCAAGUGAGACUCAUACCCUGGUCCUCAAAGCUCCCUCAACCUGUGUGACACAACAAUGAAGUUGAAGCUCGAAAUUAUCCACAUCUGCCAAAUGUGCAAUAUAGAGACUCAUAUAUUUACGAACGAGUUGAGUUCCAGAGGUCUGUUUGUAAGUCGAUUUGUUCGUGAGUCCAACUUUUAAUCAUGUCGAUUCCAAACAUGUUGUACAUGUACACUAAACA
Messenger RNA from Petromyzon marinus (sea lamprey), 2952 nucleotides. Lineage: Eukaryota; Metazoa; Chordata; Hyperoartia; Petromyzontiformes; Petromyzontidae. The record is from RefSeq and is a predicted model, not a curated record.